AUGGCUCAACAGUUGGUCGAAAAGAAGGGCUGGGGCAACCAUGAACUGGCUCGCACUGGUCGCAUGGCCCUAUACGGUGGUUGCGUCUUCGGUCCUGCCGCUACACUCUGGUUUGGAUUCCUACAAAGAGCUGUACGGCUUCCUGGCCGACCCAACCUCGAAAUUGUGGCACGUGUGGCAGCCGAUCAGUGCAUCAUGGCUAGUACGAACUUGUUCGUGUUCUUGAGUACGAUGGCUGUGCUGGAAGGCACGGAUCCGAAGAAGAAGUUAGAAAGCACAUAUUUCAAUGCUUUGAAAAAGAACUGGAUGGUUUGGCCUGCAGUGCAGCUGGUGAACUUCAAGUUUGUGCCACUGGAGCACAGGGUCCUGGUCGUGAACAUAGUAUCUUUAGGCUGGAACUGCUACCUCAGCUUCCUCAACAGUCAGGGAAGUAACCCACAAGCUGAGCCAGUCUAUCCUCCAGACGUCUAG
Molecule: messenger RNA, 471 nt
Organism: Recurvomyces mirabilis
Lineage: Eukaryota; Fungi; Ascomycota; Dothideomycetes; Mycosphaerellales; Teratosphaeriaceae
Gene: SYM1
Product: Protein required for ethanol metabolism
Exons: 2
Coding region: 1-471 (156 amino acids)
Cellular component (GO): membrane; cytoplasm; mitochondrion
Source: RefSeq, a predicted model, not a curated record